This is a messenger RNA of Apis mellifera (honey bee), 18831 nucleotides long. It is a transcript of the gene CAP, whose product is annotated as sorbin and SH3 domain-containing protein 1. NCBI's taxonomy places the organism in Eukaryota, Metazoa, Arthropoda, Insecta, Hymenoptera, Apidae. The transcript is spliced from 30 exons. The record is from RefSeq and is a predicted model, not a curated record. Gene Ontology annotation, molecular function: protein binding. The coding region runs from base 543 to 17162 and encodes 5539 amino acids.
AGGGUGGCGCGCAGACGAUUAUGGGGAGGGGGAAUGCACCGUCAGUAUUUCGCGAACCACCGACGAGUACGGAUCGUGUCUUUGUUAAUUCUUCGUCGUUUCUAAUUAUCUGCCAGUGAUCGUUCGUUGACUAAAAACAUUGUUAACAUUCGUUGUAUGCUCUUCGUUUUGUUAAUCGUGUUUCAUUAUCUACCAAUACAAAUCACAGAAUCUUUUCAUCGAAAAAUGUACAUAGUCGGUAAUGUCGCGAAUUAACAACUAUCAUUUGGGUAGUCAUUUAUAAUGAUUAUCGUUUUCGCUGGUAAACGUUACGAGGUGGUUCUCGAGAUAUGCAAUCGUUGACGCGUAUACAGAACGAAUCUACGCGCGAUCAACGAUUUUGGACCGCAAAACGCGAACUACAAUCUCGUUGGUGUCGGGUAAAAAGUUUGUCUGUUAAAACGAGACGGCGUGGCGUCUGUAUCGGAAAACGGCGUAGUUGUGUCUCGCAUACGGAUUAAAACGCGAAUGAAUGGUUGUUGGAGAGUGGUGAAAAAGGCGGGAUGAGUGCGAGAGAAGUCACUCUCAUCGGCGGCUCCCCUUGGGGAUUCCGUAUGCAUGGUGGGCAUGAUCUGCAUCAACCCCUUCGCAUCUCUAGAGUUAAUCCAGGCAGUAAAGCGGCUCAACAGGGGGUGAGAGAGGGUGAUUUAAUUAGCAGCAUAAAUGGAAGAACUACCAGGGAUUUAACGAACAGUGAGGCGCAUGCACUCUUACGAAACGCCGGUGAACAUUUGAAACUCGGUUUGAAUCAGGAAAAUAUUGGCUCUCCGAAGAGACGAAUUUAUAGAAGUAGUUUGCAGGAAAACACCACCACUGAAAUUCUCACUAAGACGACGACGACGACGAGAACGACCACGACCAUAUCGAACACACGGAUCCCAUCCACAGACUCGAAGAAGAACGAAGCAAAUGACGCAAAACCCGAUCAGAGCUACGCCAGUCAGAACGGUGGUCCGAAGAGUUCGUUGAUCCAGCAACGGGACGAAACCAAGAAAAAUUUGUACGAUUGUGCGAUAGGAUCGAACGAAUCCUCGGCGGUCAACUGCGACGAGCAGAAGCAGGAGAAGGAGAAGGAGAAGGAGAGCGAGGAGCAGGAGGAGGAGGAGGCCAGCAUGCCCGGUCACGGUAGUAAACAUCGUCGAAAUCGAAAGGGCAGGAGGCGUGGUGGCGGCGAUAAAGCGAAGCGCAACGACGGCGACAAAAACUCGAAAGAAAGAACCUCGACGAUCCACGACGAGGUUGUCGCCGAGGCGACCACCUCGUCAAAUCAUGGGGGAUCCUCCUCCCUAUCGAGGAGGGAGGAUAGAUGCAGGAUAGAGACGGGGACGAUAAAGCCUAGUGUCAAAGUGAUGAGAAUAACCACGAUAAGCAGUAGACCGUUGGAGGCGAGACUGGGCCACAUUCGGGGGGUCGGUAUAGUAGAGACCGAGACUACCGCCCGGUCCGGGAAAGGGGGCGAGGGAGCGGUUGUGGUCACCGUGUCCGAGCCGCUCGACGCUUUCCCUCCCCUCUCGCCCGAAAUGCCCGCGACGGUGGCCGACAAUCCGGCCGCGGAAACGAGAAACGGGGAGGAAGGAUUGCAGAUUCGCGACGUUACCGACUGCGACGUUGCCGAGGUCGAUAACGUUAGGCAGCCCGUGAUCGUCGAGAUGGAAUCGGACGCGGAGAGGGAGGCUGGCGGCAACUUGGAGGGGGCGAGGACGGGGUCCGUUUCGAGGGACAAGGAGGAGGAGGAGGGUGAGGAAGGGGUAGGCAGAGGGCACUGCUGGGACACGGUGAUGCCACGGGACGUGGAGAGGAAGUUGAGGAGAUUCAUCGAGGGUUUGAAAUUGCCGUGUCACGCGGGGGAGGAGGGAGGCGAUUGGAGGGCUGCGUGCGAGGAGGAGAAGAGGGGGGGCGCGAAGAGGAGGAGGCGGGAGGCGUGUUACGGGCACUCGCAGGCGGCCAACAGGUUCUUGGACAUUAUUCAGGAGGAGGGCGAGAAGUUGUCGGAGGACGAGGAGCAGCAUAUCAGGGACUUUAUCAACGAGGAGAUCGGUAAAUAUAGGAGGGAGGAGAGGUGUUGGGCGAGGGUGGAGGAGGAUUUGGGGGCGGGUGGCGGUGCCGGGGUGAGGAUAAAUGUGACGUGCGUGGACGGGGAGGAGAUGGGGGAGGGGAAGGAGGAGGAGGAGGAGGAGGAGGAUCUUGGAGAAGGUUUGAAGAAGGAAAGGGAAAGUGUGGAGAUUUGUCGUGGAGGAGAAACUGUGGAGGAAGGAACGUCGAAGGAAGAGGAAUUGGAGAAGGAAAGGGAAAGUGUGGAGAUUUGUGGUGCAGGAGAAAUUGUGGAGGGAGGAACAUCGAAGGAAGAGGAAUUGAAGAAGGAAAGGGAAAGUGUGGAAAUUUACAGUGGAGGAGAAAUUGGGGAGGGAGGAAUGUUGAAAGAAGAGGAAUUGGAGAAGGAAAAGGAAAAUGAGAUUGGUGAUGGAGGAGAAUUUAUAGAAGGAAGAAUAUUGAAGGAAAAGGAGAUUAGUGAUGGAGGAGAAUCUACAGAAGGAGGAAUAUUAAAGGAAAGUGAUGAUGGAGGAGAAUCUAUAAAAGGAGGAAUAUUGAAGGAAAAGGAGAUUGGCAAUGGAGAAGAAUCUAUAAAAGGAGGAAUAUUGAAGGAAAAGGAGAUUAAUGAAGGAGAAUCUAUUGAAGGAGAAUCUAUAGAAGAAAGAAUAUUAAAGGAAAAGGAGAAUGUGGAGAUUAGUAAUGGAGAAGAAUCUACAGAAAAAGAAGUAUUAAAGGAAAAGGAGAGUAGUAAUGGAGAAGAAUCUAUAGAAAAAGAAGUAGUAAAGGAAAAGGAGAUUAGUAAUGAAGGAGGAUCUAAAGAAGAAGAAAUAUUAAAAGAAAAGGAGAAUGUGGAAAUUGAUGAUGGAGGAGAAUCUACAGAAGGAGAAAUAUUAAAGAAAAAGGAGAAUGUGGAGAUUGGUGAUGGAGAAGAAUCUAUAGAAAAAGAAAUAUUAAAGGAAAAGGAGAUUAGUAAUGAAGAAGAAUCUAAAGAAGAAGGAAUAUUAAAAGAAAAGGAGAAUGUGGAAAUUGAUGAUGGAGAAGAAUCUACAGAAGAAAGAACAUUGAAGGAAAAGGAGAUUAGUAAUGAAGAAGAAUCUAAAGAAGAAGGAAUAUUAAAAGAAAAGGAGAAUGUGGAAAUUGAUGAUAGAGGAGAAUUUACAGAAGGAAGAACAUUGAAGGAAAAGGAGAUUAGUAAUGAAGGAGAAUCUAAAGAAGAAGGAAUAUUAAAAGAAAAGGAGAAUGUGAAAAUUGAUAAUAGAGGAGAAUCUACAGAAGGAGGAAUAUUAAAGGAAAAGGAAAAUGUGAAAAUAAGUAAUGAAGGAGAAUCUAUAGUAGAAGGAAUGUUGAAGGAAGAGAAAUUAGAAAGGAAAAGCAUAAAGAUAAGUGAUGGAAAAGAAGAAAAGGAAGAAAUAUCGGAUGAGAAGUCUGAAAAGAUAAUUGAAAGUGAGAUAUUGGAAACGAAUAAUGAAAACACGAAUCUAAGUGAACCCGAUUUGAAAGUUGAAGAGGAAAUUUCUGUCAAAAAGUUAAAUGAAACGGAUGAAACGUUAAUCAAUGUGAAAUCGAGAUCAAAUGAGGAAGAAUCGAUAUACUAUCGUAUUUCUGACGCUUCAAACAUCAAUGAACUCACUGUGACGGAAAACGUAGAAAGUAUAGAAGAGAAAUCGAAAAUCGAAAAUCGAGACGUUUCGUUCGUGAAAUCGAAAGAAAUCGAGGCGCUGAAAACGGACGAUGAUAGAAAAAUCGAGAAAUCCAUGGAGAUAGGAAAAUUGGAUUUGGUAAGUGAAGCGCAAGAUUUCGAGGCAUUAACCGUGAAGUCAAAAUUAAAGGAGGAUGACAUAGAUUCCAAAAGCGAAGCGUUGACUAAGCGAUUUCUAAAAAAAGAAGAAGAAGAAGAACCUUCGAAAAAUAAUAUCGCGAAAACUUGCAAGAUCGACGAGCAAUCGGAUCGAUUAAACGAAACUAACGAAAAAUUGGAGCAAAAUAAACGAUCGACGAGUUAUCACGAAUCAUCAAUCUCGAAAUCAAUUUUGAGGGAAGAAGCGUGUUCGUUGAUCAAAGAUUCGUACAAAAUUUCACGGGACACGAAGAGGAAACGUCCUCCAACACCGCCGAAAAGAUCGUCCAGCCUCGAUUUCCAAGAAAAAUCGACCGCGACCACUUCUCCUCUCCGUGGAAAAAGGGAGAGCAAAGAGAGGAUUGGAGAGAAUGGGGAGAAGAUGGAGGUUACAUCCUCGAGAUUAUGUCGAGAUUCCACGGAAAAUAUUGGCAGCACGAGAGCAUUAUUGACGAUAAUAUCCCAGAGUGACGCUGGCGUCGAAAAUAUUCGCGACAUCUCGAGCAACGUGGACGAGAGCGUCUCCCUACCCGAGAGCAACAUCUUGCACGAUUUGAAGGCGUUCGGGGGGAGGAGUGUUUGUCUCGGGAACGACGACAGCACGGACGACGAGUUGCGCAAGUACGUGGAGAAUGGCGCCAGGCUUGGCAAUGGCGCAAGUUCUGAAAUAAAGCGUGACUACUUGCAUCGAGAGACACGCGAAAAAUCACCGGUGUCCGUGUCGCGUACGAAACAGAGCGUGGACGGGCUACCCGCGCAAGGAGUAGCGAAAAUUGUAAUGGAGAAAAAAUCGUCGGGCUCCGCUACGAGUUCGAAAGUUUUAGGGAGGGAAUCAGUGGAAAGGAUAGAGAAAAUUGAGGUGGAAUCUCGAGAGACGCGGGAAGAAUCAACGGCGUCCACUUCGAGACGAAGCGCACCCGUGGAACGAAUAGUGAAAAUUGACGUGGAAUCGAUGACGUCUGCGAUCGAUGAAUCCGACGAAGCGAAGAUUUCGAAGAAAUGUGAAGAGGAAGAAAGGAAAGAGGUUUCGUACGAAUCACGCGAAAAGUCGCUAGAGUCCGUGUCGAUAAAACAGAGUGUGGAGAAACCGGUGGAAAGAAUAGUGAAAAUUGUCAUGGAACCAUCUUUUACCGACAAAGUGAAAAUUUCUGAGAAAGAAAGGAAAAAGAUUUCUGACGAGAAACCUGUGGAAAGAAUAGUGAAAAUUAACGUUGAAUCGUCCACCGAUGAAUCUGACAAAGCAAAGAUUUCCAAGAAAUGCGAAGAAGAAGAAAAGGUUUCGUACGAAUUACGCGAAAAGUCACUAGAAUCCAUAUCGAUAAAACAGAGCGUGGACAAACCUGUGGAAAGAAUAGUGAAAAUUUCUGAGAAACAGGAAGAAAGAAAAAAGAUUUCUGACGGAAAACCUGUGGAAAGAAUAGUGAAAAUUAACGUUGAAUCGUCCACUGACAAACCUGACAAAGUGAAAGUUACUGAGAAAGAGGAAGAAAGAAAAAAAGUUUCUGAUGGGAAACCUAUCGAAAGAAUAGUGAAAAUUAACGUUGAAUCGUCCACCGAUGAAUCUGACAAAACGAAGACUUCCAAGAAAUGUGAAGAGGAAGAAAGGAAAAAGGUUUCGUAUGAAUUACACGAAAAGUCACUAGAGUCUAUGUCAAUAAAACAGAAUAUAGAGAAACCUGUGGAAAGAAUAGUGAAAAUUAAUGUAGAAUCGUCCACUGAUAAACCUGACAAAGUGAAAGUUUCUGAGAAAGAGGAAGAAAGGAAAAAGCUUUCUGACGAGAAACCUGUCGAAAGAAUAGUGAAAAUUAACAUUGAAUCGUCUACCGAAAAGCCGGACAAAACGAAGAUUUCCAAGAAAUCUGAAGAGGAAGAAAAAGUUUCUGACGGAAAACCUGUCGAAAGAAUAGUGAAAAUUAACGUAGAAUCGUCCACCGAUGAAUCUGACAAAGCAAAGAUUUUCAAGAAAUGCGAAGAGGAAGAAAAGAUUUCGUACGAAUUACACGAAAAGUCCAUGUCGAUAAGACAGAGCGUGGACAAACCUAUGGAAAGAACGGUGAAAAUUUCUGAGAAACAAGAAGAAAGAAAAAAGCUUUCCGAGAAACCCGUCGAAAGAAUAGUGAAAAUUAACGUUGAAUCGUCCACCGAAAAACCGGACAAAAGCAAGAAAUGCGAAGAGGAAGAGAAAGUUUCGUACGAAUUACGCGAAAAGUCACUAGAGUCCAUGUCGAUAAAACAGAGCGUGGACAAACCUGUGGAAAGAACGGUGAAAAUUUCUGAGAAACAGGAAGAAAGGAAAAAGGUUUCCGACGUGAGACCCGUCGAAAGAAUAGCGAAGAUCGACGUGGAAUCGAUGGGGAAACCGGACAAAGCGAAGAUUUUCGAGAAAAACGAGGAAAGGACGAGAAAGAUUUGCGACGAGAAUGGAUGGGGAGACGAGGCUGGGCCGAGACGAGAGAUGCACUCUCGUCAUCAUCGCGUUCACAAGAAGAUCGUGAAGAACGAGACGUCGAGUACGACGACUGGUGACAAAGAGCGCGGUAACAAGAUGGAAAGUUCGAGGGAGCUCACCACCAGCGAGGAAGAAUUCGAAGAGAUUUACAAGUAUUCCACUCGUACGUCCGGCGACGAACCACGGUCUCCCGCGUUCAAAAUUAACGGCCACGACGCGAGAAAGGAUAGACGCGACACUCCUUCCGAAAUAUUAAAAUCCACUCCGAGCAACGACGAGGCGCCAUCUCAUUGCGCGCGCAAACAAGAUGGAAGGGGAAAGGAUUCUCCCUCCCAGAAGCUAAGCGAUCCUACCACCGUGUCCCACCGUGGCCCUAUGGAAGCGUGGCAGGUGGACAUAUUCUCCAUAAUAACCGAGGAGGCGAGGAAGAGCAAAUUGAGACGAGAGAUGGACUCGUCGCGCGGAGUACCCCCCACUCCCGCCUCCGAGGACCUCUACUACGUACCGAUCGAGAGUGGCUCUACUUACCGGAAGAGUAAAAGCAACAAUAUCGACGAGACGGGUCCCGUCGAAUCGUUGAAAGACAUUUGCAUCAAGAAGAUCUUGUCCAUGCCGUACGGUCUCCACGUGAUCAACGAGAUCACCGUGCCGAGAUUUAACGUUUUCGAGACUCUAGGACCCGAAGUGUCGAAAUUUCCAACGCACGGGCCGCGUAAAGCGACGACAACUUCGAGCGAAGCUCACGGACGGGCGAAGAGCACGGUCGAUAAGGAAGAUACGACGAAUACUUGGCUCGGUUUAUCGACCUCGACGGAUCCCAAGCUGCUCGUCUGCCUGUCCCCGUCCCAACGGAGGACCGAGAUAAAGGCAACGGCCGACAAUUUGCUCGAUUUGCACGAAAAGUUCAUAAACAGGCGCAAUUACUUCGACGAGGAACCUCCUCCACGAGUCCCCCCGACCAGAUAUCGGGUCGAGUUGAUGGAGGAGUCGAAAGAAGACGAGAGAGGGAACAGAUUGUUGGAAAUUAUCAAGGAGAAUUCGGACAAGAAAAGCGGCAGUAAAUCGGUCACGUUCGAGGAAUCGAGCCAAUCGGGCUCCUGCAACGCGGACGGGGUCCCGACCUCUGACAGUGGCCGGCAGAGGCGUGCUAAAGCCACCAGGCUGUGCGACUGGCUGAACUUGGCCAGGCUCGAUCCUCGCUCGUCGAGAUCGCCUCGCCACGCGACACCGCUCCCCGACGAUUUAUUAAUAGAAUCGUCGGCCGAGGGGGGGGAGGAGCCGCUCGUCGCGAAACGAUUAGACAUACCUCGAUCUCUCCACUAUUCUUCCUUCAAAAAAUACCCUCUCGCGUUGAACAGCGCCAUCAUCGACUCCUCCUCUACGGAGAAUCCACCUUUCAGAAGCUCGACGCCGUUCGCAAAGAGCCCUUUAACGUUGAACAGCGCCAUCAUCGAGAAAUCCGUUCACUUUGACGACUCCUCCAUGGAGAUCCCUCCUGAUAGACCGGAUCCUCCUUCGAGAACCUCGCUCAGAAAGAGUCCUUUGAACAGCAUCCUCAUCGAUUCUUCCUCUAUGGAGAAUCCUCCUCAGAGACCAGAUCCUCCUUCAAGAAAGAGUCCUCUGGCGUUCAACAUCGACUCCUUUUCUAUGGAGAAUCCUCCUCAGAGACCAAAUCCUCCUUCAAGAAAGAGUCCUCUGAACAUCGACUUCUCCUCUAAGGAGAACCCUUCUGAGAGACCAGAUCCUCCUUCAAGAAAGAGUCCUCUGAACAUGGACUUCUCCUCUAAGGAGAAUCCUCCUGAGAGACCAGAUCCUCCUUCAAGAACCUCGACUCUCAGAAAGAGUCCUCUGACGUUGAACAUGGACUCCUCCUCGAUGGAGACUCCUCCUGAGAGACCGGAUCCUCCUUCAAGAACCUCGACUCUCAGAAAGAGUCCUCUGACGUUGAACGUCGACUCCUCCUCGAUGGAGACUCCUCCUGAGAGACCAGAUCCUCCUUUAAGAAGCUCGACGCCGUUCAGAAAGAGUCCAGUGACGUUGAACAGCGCCCUCAUCGACUCCUCUUCCAUGGAGAAUGCAGCUUCGAGAAGUUGGACGCCGUUGGGGAGGAGGAGUCCAGGGAAGAGUCCUGUGGAAAAAGGUAGGAGGCGGGAGGCGCGUCACAACGUGAACCCGGCGCUGAUCGACGACAGGGUGGAGGUGCCGCCGAGAGCGAAGCGCGUGGUGAGCGUGGACAGGUCUUGCAUCGACACGACCAGCAUUUUCGACCAGAACCCGCCGAGGAGCCACCUGGAGCCGCGCAGAUACCCGAGGCACGUGGCAGCAGCUUCAGAGAUCAUGGACGAGUUGAGGAAACUAGAAAACGAAACCGAGGAACAAUCGAGAGGCCCGUUUCCUCCUCGACGAUACGUCGCCCGCCAAUUGAGGUACAUAGAACUGUUGGAGGAUCGGUUGAGGAACGUGAUACUGGCGGAGGAGGAGGAGAGGGAGGCGUUGGAGGAAUACCUCCUCGCGAGGGAAAAGGAGGAAGGAGGAAGGAGCAACAAGGAAAGUUCCUUUUCGAGGCUCGACGAUUCGAAGCGGGAGGGGGGGAGGGGGGAGAGCUCCACCGAGCACGUGGAGCGGUCGCGUUCGGCGAUUGGCAAGGUGGAGGGGGAGUCGAGGGAAAGGAGAGUGGAGGGGAGAGCGGCGGGGCCCCGCUCGGCGAACGGCGAGGCGUUUCGUAGACGGAUGUACGACGAGUACGUGCGCAAGGUCAUGGAACGGGAGGAGCGGAAGCAUCACAAGGUGGUGAAGAUAAGCACGCACGAGGAUCUGAAGAGGUGCGACGAUGGGAAGAGCACGUGUAUGACCACGGUGGAGAGGGAGUUCAUCGAGAAGGCGAGGGACAGGUUGAACAAAUUUGGGAUUAAUUUGGACGGGAGCGAGACGGAGACGGAGAAGGAUAAGAAAGGUGGGGGGAGGGAGGGAGAGAAAAGAGUGGAGAAGAAGGAAAAGGAGGAGGAGGAGGGUGUCGUAAAGGCGAAAUGUUUGAUCGAUGGGAAGGAGUUCGAGGACUCGAAAAAAUUGCCCAAGCAUCUGCAAGAGUUCCUCGAUAUGCCCGCCAAUUUCGACGUUGUCGGAUAUGGUUGUAAUUUUGCGACAAAGGAAACUGACAAUGAGCACGGUCUUCUGCACGAGAUUGACAGUGCUUUGAAAUUCGGCAAAGGAUUUCUGUUUGGUAAAGAGAACGUUAUGUUCGCUCCCACGUUUAAAGCUUCUUCCGCAACACCAGGCGUUUGGUCACCUGGAAGCGAGCCACCCCCGAAGGAGCCGAGCCCCGAGCGGAAAGAAUCUGAAAAGGAUGGUGGUAUACCACCCAUCUGGACACCUUCCAGCGCUGGAGCCAGCCCAAUCCCCGAGAAAAAGGAAUUUCGACCGGUGCAAUUCGAGAGCCCUACCCUGAGCCGUAAGAAGCUAGCGCAGCAAGAAGGUACGAAGGAAACUCCACCACCUUGGGAGACGGAAGUGGAAAAGAAGGAAAUAACAAGAAGUAGUUAUGAGAGCACUAGUACCAGUUCGCGAAUUGUCAAUUCCCACUCAGCACCGUCUCAGGGAUUAAAUUCAUUAAGUUCAACGCCUCGACUGCCACGUGCUCAGAAUCCAACUAUAACACUGCUUCAAAAAGCAAGAGAAGGACAAUUGCCAAAGGGAGCAGCCUAUCUAGAAGAGAACGAGGCAGAGAAGAAGCAUCCAUCCAGCGACGAGAAAGGCAUAAUUAGUCCAGGAGAGAUCAUAUACACGGUGAAGAAAGAAUACGAGAGCGAGCCGGAAACGGAAAACGAACCGCCGAAGAAGAUGGCCGACUUGGGUCCUCGAAAAUUCGAGGGUAUCGGCCCAACGUCUAAGGAGGGUAUUCCCCUUGUUUUGAGAUCGGAAGUCAAGGAGAAUAAUCAGACAAAGUGGUAUAAGAAAAUGUACGACUCGUUGCAUCGUGCAGACAGAAGCGAUGACUACGUAACCAUUCGUUACAAACAGAGAAGAGGGACGAGAUACGGUUACGGAAGUGGAUAUUUAAGCGAACCGGAACACCGGUUGUACUCGGAUCGAUCCGCCACUUUGGACAAUCGUCGACGCCUUCGUAACAAGGAAAAUGAUUUCUUCACGUCGACUAUGCCUAGAAAUUUGAGGAAUGGUACGUUGAAGUACAGUUCAGAAGUUUAUAAAAAUCAGCCUGGCCGUAUCGAGGACUACGAACCUGGACGAUCUUCAAUCGCCGAAAAGGAAGCCAAGGAGUGGUGGGACGAGGUCAUGGACAUAUUUGACGGGUGGUUGAACGACAAUGGACAUCCUCAGGGUACAGAGAUGGAGGAUCUUGGCGACGCGCAGCUGAGCCACCGCGCUCUCAGCCUCUCCUACCGACCGGAGACCGGUCGCAAUCCGUUCGACCAGCACAAAAAUCGUCCCCCGCAAAGAUUGAAACCGUACAUGUCACACGCUCUCAAAGAAUCGGGAUACGAGAGUGAUUCGACGCUGGUGUUCCGUCGGAAGGAGGACAUCGGUCCGUUGAGUGAACUCGAGCAAAGAUUGGCCUACAAAACGGUCCAAAGUGGUGGCGACGUGCCGCUUCAUGGCCUUCGUAAACCAGCCCCAGAACGACCGAAGGACGAAACUGGCCUCGAGUAUUUUCCUAUCUCGCCCACAUUGACACGGAUCCGCGUACACCGGAAAAACGGCUCCUCGACCAGCAAGUGUGCCGCCGUUUUGUCGCGACACGAGAGCCCGUUAAUCGAAAUUCGAAACGCGACAGCCAAGAAAAUGGACGUUCGAUCGACAAUCGUUUCGAGGGCGAGGUCUCAAAGAGACAUUGCUCUCGACGAUCCACGUGAGACGACGGUAUCUAGGCCACCGUCCCCGCCAAGAAGGCAGUCUUCCAGGAACAGCAAAACUCUCAAACUGUAUGGAAACGCGAAACGUCAAACUGUGCAGCAACCCUUUAAGUCGAGGCACAAACAGUGUUUCGACGAAGAGGCGCGCUCCAACGUCGCCACUCCCGGAGAACGACUCAACGGAAAUUCGGACAGAUGCGGGAAGAAAAGUCGCGAGAUCGUGCGCCCGUGUUCGUUUCGAACGUCGUCUAACAAUUCGACGAUCCCCCCCUCUCGUUCGAAAGUUUCGACACCGUCGUGCAAGAAGAAGACGGAGGACUCGCGCUUGUCGCAAACUUUACCGACCGGGGAGAAAAGUUUCUCGCCAUCCAACGUGAACAGAAUUUAUGGGAACAGUUCAUCGUUGUGGAGGCUUGGCGGCAAAUAUCCCGUCGGAUCCGAGCCGAAACGCGAUAAAUCGUCCUCCAUUUUGAAGAUGGCGUCCAAGUACGUGUCGCCCUCUGCGACAAAAUCGACGAAGGAGAAGUUGCAAUCGGAGUCGAACGGUGUCGGUAAUACAGUUUCUUAUUUGAGGAAAACUAACGCGAGCAGGAAACGGUUGACGCGGAAGGAGCAGGAAGAGUCGUCGAGAAGAUUAGCAAGAUCGUCGAUCGAUCUAUCUUCGAUGGAGACUAGGAAACGUGUUUUGCAAAAGUGUAGGGAGAAAGGUGGCAGGGAAGUUCGCACGACAGUGCUGCCGUCUGGAACGCUUGUCAAAAGCUCGACCAUGUUGUACUCGUCUAGUUCGAGCAGUGGCCGGCAGAGGCCACCCCAGGACAAGUCUUUGAAGGUAGUCGUAACGGUUUCGUCGAAGGGACAGGAGAUUUUAAGGAAGCCUUUGGACUCGAUUUCGGCCGCGAAAUCCACCUCUUCGUUGAAAUCAUCCUCGGCUACGUCCUCGCCGUCUGUCGUACGAAGAACGGUGUUGACGGAUACCAAGAAGCCUGUGAGAACGAUCAUAGGACGGCCUGACAGGAUGGGUUCCAGCAGAGAGUUUACAUCUUCCUCGGACGCGAUUGGUGAAUCGAGUAAAAGGAAGGGGCAGAGACCUCGCGCCAUCGUGAGAUCUCCUGUUACGAAGCAACAAUUGGAAACAAUUCGAAUUAAUCCCGACAAGAGGAGGAUAGAAACGAGGAAGAGAUCGAGAAAAGUGGAAAAUAGUGAUGUAAAGGAAGUGAGGGAAGGGAUGGAGAGCGACGUAGAGAGAAGUAACAUAGAGAACGAAGAGCCUAAUAUCAGGAAGGUAUACAAAUCUAAAGAGGACAGACGAUCUUCGUCGUUGAGCGUGGAAGAGAUAAAGAAACAUGGCGACGCGACGCGUACCGACACAUUUUUUCAAAAUCUCUUUUUAAGAUCCAUUUCUUCCAGCGAAAAUGUCCCCUCGAGGAGAUCGAUCGUCGGCGAACGAGCACGAAUGUAUCAAGAAAACAGCAGGGAAGGUAGCAAGUCGGAGCCAUCUUUGAAAUCUCUUAGCAUAUACUUGGCCCACAAGCGACCCGUAUCGAAUUCCAAGUUCAAAAAUUGGGAGAAGGAGAGCGUUUCCUCCAGAAGUUCGAGCCCGUACGGGGUCAGUUGGCCUGGCAGAAGCGUGUUUCAAAAGGUGAGCAAGUUCGACAGUCUUUUAGGAAUCGAGGAUUUUGGAUCGUCGACCACGUUGCGCAACAAAAGUCCAGACUCUGUGAAAGAGCGUUUGAAGGAGAGGAGUUUGAGCGAGCCACCAUUGAAGACUUUGUCCGAGUGUUCGUCCUCGCGCGCUUCCUCCCCUUCGUCUUCCAUCAGAUCGCCAGCCUGUAGACGUAUACGCAGCUUGAAACAGGAAAAGUCGGAUGGUCCAGGUGCCGUUGUCGCGAAGAAAGUUAGAGCGAGGAGCGCUGGCGAAGCAGAAGAAAAGUUUGGAUCCAAUUUGUCCUUGGCGAGAAGCACGGGUUCGCUUUGCGGCUCGCCGAUCGAUCGUGAAGAGUAUCAUCGGUAUGUAGUGGGUGUGUUGCACGAUAGGAGAAGAUCAGAAAGGUACAAGGAAUUGCACGACUUCUACUCGAGUCUAGAGAGGUUGGGUGAAUUAGAGAGAACGUUUUCUUCGACCGAUUUGAGGCCAAGAAUGAAAAACGAAGAAGAAAUAAUUGAUUACGAUAGAUGGAGAAAGGUGAGGUCGCAGGAGAGAGCCGAGGUUGAAUUUACCACUUUGUACGGGAAGUUAAAGGCGGUACAGAAAGACAAGAAUUUUUUGUUCAGCACCAAGGAUAUCGGCAAGUACAAGUGGCACGGUGAUCGUAGCUUGAGGUGCAAGGAAAGAUCGGUGGAAAAUAUUAUCCAACAUUUCAAGAAACUGCAAUCCGAAGGGAGCGAAUUGGAUUGUUCGAAAAGAAGAGAGAUAUCGUUGAGGAAGGACACGUAUAAACCCCUUUGGCGCGGCACGUCUGUGAUAAACGUGGCUAGCACGAUGCAAGAAAAAGCAAAUGGAUCUAAAAACCUUGAGAAAUCCUUGGAUCAUUUGGAUCAGCCAUCAUUGCAAAGAAGCCUUGGAGGAAGUAAAAAGUUUUGGAGCAGUUUAUCCAUCGAGCAAGUAGCCACCUUAAAGAAGCAAUUAAACGAAAUUUAUGGUAGCGAUAAUUUACAGAGAUCUGUACCGUCGACGUCCUCCGAAAUGGGCGAGCAUAAUAGAUUGGAAAGGAAAGAAGGAACCGAUAAGGAAGAUUCUCUGUCGAGGUACGAAAUUAUCGUUCCGCCCCACAUCGACUCGAUCGAUAAAGACGACGCUAAAGGUCUUCACGUGCGAUGCCACUCGAUGAUCACGUCCGAUACUUCUCCGAAUAAUGAUCAAAAGUCGUUUACAGAUCGUGCAGAAUCGUUGAGGAGAAGUGGCUCUAUUAGCCGAGGUAAGAGUGUAGAAAGAUCGGAAUCUGACAAAAGUGUGAUCAGUGUAACGCCAUCUAUGAGCGAAUUAGAGAAGAAGAGGCUCUCGGUGACGAUCGGUAAAGAAGUUCUGGACAAAAUCUCGCAGAGAAGACUGUCGAUGCCAUUGACAGCUCCUCGCGAGACUCGAGGUAGUAUAGCUGCUGCGCUUGCUGUUAAAAAAAUACCAAAAAUAACACGUUCUUCGACCGCACCCAGUGUAACUAGCACCUCACCUAGAAGCUGUUAUUCUUUAGAACCACAGAACGCGGAAGAUUCGUCGAGAGUGAAAGAGAAGAACGAUUUUCUGCUAGUUCUCACGCCGAACAACAAAACUCCAUCGGACAGACGCAGAGUGGAGAACGUUCUAGAAGAGUGGUCGAGGAAACCGCCUCUUCUGGCAAUCGCGAUACCCGACACGUCUAAUCAGACAAAAAUUAUAACCCCUAAUUCGGAGAGCGAAGCAAACAGCACGACGGAAAGUUCCGAGACGUCUGUGAGGACUGUCAUUCAACGAAAUAUAGAAUCUCAAGAUGUUCCAGCGAAGAUAGAGUUCUUCGAGAACGUGGACAAGAGCGCGGAUACUCAGUCGGUAAAAACAAAUAAAAAGGAACAGACGAAACGGAAACCAGGGAGAUUAUCCUCUUCCCAAAGCUUUGCCGAUUUGAGAGAAUUAUUCGGCGAGUCAGAGGCCGGUAAAUAUGCGUUGUCGGGAUGCAGGACACGCUCGAUCUCGCCGAGAGGCACGACGUCUGACGAGCGAAAAGGAAACAGUCCUGCUCGGGAAAUGGACGCCAAUACGCGACCGUGCUUUUGUUCACGCGACCGUGAACACGAUAGGCCUCGCAGCGUCAGUCCGUGUCGCGCAACCACUCGAUCGAAUUCAUCCUGCAGUCUGGAGAGCAUUUGGCUGCGUAGCUCUUCGCCCGAUCCGGACAAAUAUUGGCGUGCCUAUUUGAAACUAGUGAAAAAUGGCACGGUGAGACGGCUCAGAGCCAAAUUCGAAAGCGCCGAAGAUCUUCGCGCCGGUAGAGUCAAAGUGUUUCCAGCGCCUAAAAAAUUUCAAAGCGAUCCCGAACUGGCCAGGUGUUUUUUGAAAAAGGUGGACGAGGGCAAAUUGAAGCCUCACGAGUUCGCAGACGUGGCUUGGUUGAGGCGGAAGUACGAGCCUCGAAGAGGAAGAGCGCGUCGUAGAGGAGAAUCACCGCCGAUUCCGCGUGUACCGUUGAGAAAGGAGGAUCUAUCCAUGCCUCACAUCGACGUUAUCAGCAAAACGGCGGAAUUGAAGGAUUCGGUGGUUGUCACUUCCACCAUUACGAAUUCCGUGGCCAGAAAGGCGGAGACUAAGGAAUUGGAAGCGAAGAAAUCGGUUGGUCGGAUGAGGAAGAAAUUUGAAAAAUUUGCUACGCAAAAAACUUCGAUUCUGGGCGAGAUGUUCACCUCGUCGCCAGACGUGCACGAACUGAGAGACAUUGCACCUUAUUUGGCUGGCCGUUGGGUGGCGCACAGGUACCCUAGUAGAAGGGAUAACAUGCGUUCGUUGUCUUCGCCACCAGAUCUCGCUGGUAGGCCGUGUUCCGCCUCGAAAAGCGAGGUUAACUCUGGAUCCACGAGAACGCAGAGCAAGGAAGGAGGUAAAUUAAUUGGGAAAGUGCGAGGUGUCUCGUCGAAGGGGCCGUCGUCGAUUUUGAAACAAUCGGAUGGUGAUCAAACGUUUGAUCCUGAUAAGCAUAGACCGAAAUUUAGAUAUCAACCACCUCCUCCGAUAUCCUCGCCAAAUGUUCGACGAAAAGCCACGUGUUGGUGGUCGCCGAUUCCUAUCUACACGGCUCGACCUACCGUCACUUUCGAAGAAUACUCGAACGCACCCCCGCCGCCGCCAAAAUCUCAGCACUACAGAGACGACUGCCAAGAAUCACCGAGGCGUUAUGUGGAGGGCGAGGUGACGAUUCACUAUCGUUCACCAGUGCGUACAGAGGCGAAAGAGCCAUUGAGCGAGGAAGAGCUCGCUCGUCGAAGCGCGGAGAAUAUGCGACGCGUUUAUCAAGAGGAACGGCGUCGCAAAUAUCUCCAGGAGCUCCACGACAUCGAUUCGAGGAGGCACACCGACAAUUUCAUACCAUCGCAGAAAUCACCGAUCCCUUUGAACCGUUACGACGAUUUCGUGGAUGAUCUGAGCCACAGAAGCCGAUCCCAGGAGCAAACGCCGGAACCUCGGCUCGUGGCAAGGGCGCUUUACAACUUUAUCGGCCAAUCUUGCCGGGAAUUGAAUUUCCGUCGCGGUGACAUAAUAUUCGUGCGUCGCCAGGUAGACAAGAACUGGUACGAGGGUGAGCAUAAUGCUAUGAUCGGCCUGUUCCCAUCGAAUUACGUCGAGAUUUUGCCCUACGACGGUAUGCGAACCACACCAAAGAAACCAUACGAGGGACAAGCACGAGCUAAAUUCAACUUCGUUGCUCAAACAAAUCUUGAGUUAUCUUUGGCCAAAGGAGAACUUGUCGUCUUGACGAGAAGAGUCGAUGAAAACUGGUAUGAGGGGCGUAUCGGAAACAGAAAAGGGAUAUUCCCCAUCUCUUACGUCGAAGUUAUCACAGAGCCUGGCCUCAGAUCAGAAACGCCAACACAAAACAAACCAGUUGCCGCUCCAGCUGCGCAUAGCCUUUUGGCAAAUGGAUCAGCUGGAGGGAAAAUGAGUAUGGGACCUCAUCAUUAUAUGCCGUCCAUACCAGUUAAUAUGAACACAACUCAGCCACACUAUAAUUCACUGCCACGAAUGGGAGGAAACAAAUUACAUGUUUCCGAAGCACUACACAUCGACACACACUCUGAACCAAUACCAUAUCGAGCUCUCUAUAAUUAUAGACCACAAAACGAAGAUGAACUUGAAUUGAAAGAAGGCGACACGGUAUACGUAAUGGAGAAGUGCGACGACGGUUGGUACGUUGGUUCCAGUCAAAGGACCGGCUAUUUUGGUACUUUCCCUGGCAAUUACGUGGAACGAUUAUGAAAAAUGACAACGAGCUGUAUCGAAUCACACAUUUACAUUUUACCAAAGCACUAAAAAUUCGAAUCGUUAAAAUAGAUAAUUUUUAAUCGAUCGAUGAUAAGGAUCAACGAGAUAUGUAUCUCAUUACAGUCUUCCUAUUCGUAAAUUUCAACGAUAAUUAAAAAAAAAUGAUACCUAAAAAUGAAAAAAAAAAAGAAAAAAAAAACGAAAAAUAUACAAUCAAAUAAUAUAAUAAUAAUAAUAAUAUUGCAAACACAUGAGAAACUCAUCGAAACGAACCUUAUCGUUGAAGAUUCACCAAAAAAAAAAAAGAAAAAAAAAACGAAACUUAACGUUAGGGACUUCAUAACGUGUAUGUAGUGUAUAAUAAUGUUUAGUAAUUUAUUAUACGACGAAAACGAGUGCGUCAGGCGGACGUUGCGAGGCAUCGAAGUAAAAAAAAACGAACACGACAGGAAAUAAUUUUUGUUCGUAUAAAUGAAAACGAUUAAUAUGUAGAGAUAAUGUGAAUUUUUACACAUGCAGAAUCAUGUUCGACAGAACGAAACAAAAAGUUUCCGUCGAGCCUAUUUCCUAAUCGUAAAACAGAGCCCUAUCGAGAGGACUAUUUCUGGUUUCACCAGCAACGAACGAAGUUAUUCGUGUUUUUUCGAUCAAGUAAAUGGCAAUCGUGAAUUUCAUCCAUUUGUGGAGAGAAAUUCGAGUUUGAUAAAAAAAAAUGUAUUGAACCGAAAGUUUCCGUUGAACCCCUUUUUUAUGCUUUCGGUUGUACGCCAUUUUCAGUAACACGUGCACGAGCAUGACCAUUAAUCGAUAAGCAAGAAAUCUGCUUAACCUGUUAACGGUGUUAAAAGUAAGAAGUUAUCUAUUUAUCAUUAAUGAAAUUGCAAAUUGUUCGCGCCGUACAAGGUGUUAAACUUUUGAAACAAACCAAAGAAUCAUACGUUUCGAGUAAUUUAAUCUCGAAAAUUUUACGACCUAACUUUUAAAUAACGAGAAGUUUGCCUUGUUUAAACGACCUGUUCGCGUACGAGAAACGUAAUUUUAACGUAAUUUCGUGAAAAUUGUUCCGAGUAUCGUGAGAUUUUUCAGUAAAAAAAGUCGAUAAUUCGAGGCGAGAGUUGAUUUCAAUUCGCGGAGAAGACGUUUUCUUCUGUGUUUGUAGAUAAAUCAGCCGUGUUAUUGUUAUAUUCGUGAGUAUUCAAGAAUAAGCGAUUUAUAAUUAUAUAUAAUUAUAUAAUUAAAAGUUUGCCUUCCCAAAUUAAUAUUUUUGUAAACAUUAUUUGUAUCCAGAGUUAUAUAUAUAUAUAUAUACAUAUACAUAUAUACAUAUAAAUGAAUUAUAUAAUAUGUAUAGAAGAUAUAUCUAUAUACAUACGUAUAUAUAUAUAGUUACAAUAUUAUAAUAAUAAUGAAUUGUAAUAAGUAAUCAACGGCAUAAUUAAUCGCGCACGUGUUAAAAUGCACCCAUGUAAAUUUCACGAAAAAAAAAAAAGUAACAAAAAAGAAACGAAUCGUAUUAAUCUAUAUAUAUCAUUAAUUAAUCGUAACUAAAAGGAUUUUCGCCGAUGUCACACCGAGUAAUAAUGAUAAGACUCAACGAUUUUCAAAACACGUUUCGCCAUGACGUUACAGCUUACAUUAAGUCUAGAUAUAAAAAAAAAAAAAA